This is a messenger RNA of Drosophila yakuba, 5043 nucleotides long. Its product is annotated as defective chorion-1 protein, FC106 isoform. Gene Ontology annotation, biological process: chorion-containing eggshell formation. Gene Ontology annotation, molecular function: structural constituent of egg chorion. Bases 95 to 4891 code for a protein of 1598 amino acids. Gene Ontology annotation, cellular component: extracellular region; egg chorion. Lineage: Eukaryota; Metazoa; Arthropoda; Insecta; Diptera; Drosophilidae. The record is from RefSeq and is a predicted model, not a curated record. The transcript has 4 exons.
GGCGGCAGUCGGCAGUCAGUCGGCCAACGAGCUCCGGCGAACACAGAUCGAUCUUUGGCUUUAGAUUUUAUCGAGUUUUGCCCAACCGCAGAGGAUGCGAUUGUAUAGCCUGCUGCCGCUCCUGGCGCUCCUUGUCGUCCAGGCGGCUGGACAAAGUCCAGUAAACGCCGAUGAUCCUGCAACGGAUGCUGGCACAACGACCAACUCCACGACGGACACCAGGCCAAGGAUACCCAGUCGGGAUGAGAUCCUUGGACAGAUGCCGCCCAUUCCACCCAUCCGCACUGGCAGUCCCCCGAUGGACGCCUUUUACAUGAUGUUCCCGGCGCUGGGCAGCCUGCUGCGUUGGGGCAGCCUCUUCCCCGCCCAAUCGAUCCUGGGCGCCAUUCCCGAUAGCCUGCAGCCGACAGCGGCGGCCUCCAAGGUGGUGCUCGUCCUGGCCGAUGAUGCGACGUCCAAGACCCGAGUUACACGCCAGAAUCCGCCGCAAAAUCCACUUGGUCAGUUUAUGAAUUGGCCCGCUCUGCCGCAGGACUUCCAACUGCCCACCGUGGACCUGGGACCGCAAGUGGGCUCCUUUUUGGCCCAACUGCCUCCAAUGCCAUCCAUGCCCGGUCUUCUGGGUGCCCCUGCUCCAGUUCCUGAUCCAGCUCCUGCUGCAGCUCCUGUUCCCGCUGCUGCUCCACCCCCAGCACCAGCAGCACCUCCAGCAUCCAUACCCAAUUCAGAUUCCAUGCCAGCCAUCCUGGGACAAUCCGCUCUGCAGAAUGCUUUCCCCUUCCUUAACCCGUCGAACUUUGAUGCCUCCAGUAUUCUGGGCCAGAGUCUGGGCCAGAAUCUGGGCCAGAAUCUGGGUCAGAGUCUGGGCCAGAGUCUGGGCCAGAGUCUGGGCGCUCCUCCCAACUUUGAUUUCGUGGCGCAAAUGCAAAGGCAGUUCUUUCCGGGAAUGACACCAGCACAACAACCAGCUCCAGCUGGCACAGAUGCCCAGGCCUCCGACAUUUCCGAGGUGAGGGUACGUCCUGAGGUUCCCUACUCGCAGGAGGCCCAGAUGUCGCUGAUGAAGAUGAAAUCGGCACUGGAAGCGGAGCAGGAGAGGCAGCAACCGGUACCGGUCAAGAAUCAGGAGCAAGUGCCUCUCUUGUGGUUCCGAAUGCCCACCACACAGAAUGAGGAUGCGACUGAGGAGAAGACACUGGAGGAUCUGCGGGUGGAGGCGAAACUGAGGGCCUUUGAGCGCCAGGUCAUAAGCGAGUUGAAAAUGCUGCAGAAGAUCGAACUCAUGGCCAAGCAGAUGAGGUCCAGUGCCACCGCGCAGAAUGCCGAUUCACCCUACAGGAUCAGCUAUCCACUCAAUCGUACACCCAUUCACAAGAUCACCCGUGCGGACAUUGAGCAGGCCCUGCGCGAUGACUACGUCCGCCGGCUGGUCAACAAGGAGGCGCAACGCAAGGCCCGGACUUCCGGCAUCAACAACCAGAAGGCAAAUGCCCUGAAGCGACAGGCCAAGUCACAGGAUCAGGCCAUGUCCAAGGAGGAAAUUGUCCAGUUAAUGGCGUAUGCCUAUCGCAUGGCCAGCGAGCAGAUGGAGAGUGAGAAGGGUAAGCAGGACAAGGUUUACGCGGCCUUCAAGACGGAACAGAAUCCAAUGAUGAUGGAGCAGAGGCAAUGGACCGAGGAGCAGGCCAAGAUUCAGCAGAAUCAGCAGCCGAUACAGCAAAAUCCAAUGAUGCAGCAAAGGCAAUGGGCGGAGGAUCAGGCUAAGAUUCAACAGCAGAUCCAGCAAAAUCCAAUGAUGCAGCAGCAGAGGCAAUGGACUGAGGAUCAGGCGAAGAUCCAACAGAAUCAGCAGCAAAUCCAGCACGAUCAACAGCAGAUGCAGCAAAACCCAAUGAUGAUGCAGCAGAGGCAAAUGGCGGAGGAGCAGACCAAGAUUCAGCACGAUCAACAGAUGGCCCAACAGAUGGCACAGCAAGGUCCCAUGAUGAUGGAGCAGAGGCAAAGACAGUGGUCGGAAGAGCAGGCCAGAGCUCAGCAGGCUCAACAGAUGGCCCAACAGACACCCAUGAUGAUGCCACAGAUGCAACAAAGACAGUGGACAGAGGAACCUCAAAUGGUGCAGCAGAUGCAGCAGAGGCAGUGGGCCGACGAUCAGGCCAGGAUGCAAAUGGCGCAGCAAACUGCAAUGAUGCAACAGCAGCAGCGACAGAUGACGGAGAAUCCACAGAUGAUGCAGCAAAGGCAAUGGACCGAGGAGCAAGCCAAAAUCGAACAGGCACAGCAGAUGGAGCAACAGAAUCAAAUGAUGAUGCAGCAGAUGCAGCAAAGACAAUGGACCGAGGAUCAGGCCAAGAUGCAGGAGCAGCAGAGACAGAUGAUGAUGCAGCAGACACCCACGAUGAUGAUGAAGGAGCGCCAGUGGGCGCAGGAGAAUCCCCAGUCUGUCCAGCAGCAAGGAGCCACCAUGAUGAUGAUGCAGCAGCAGACGCCAGCGAUGAUGCAGCGUACAGUGGAGGCGGACCAAGAUGGUGAGGCAGUCGAGGAUCAGCAGGUGGGCGAGGCGGGACCCCAAAUGCCGGAGAACGAGAACGGCGCCAGGCACAAAGUCGAUUCCCUGGGCGUUGGCGGCAACAAGCGCAAGAAGUCCAAGUCCAAGUCCAAGUCGGCGCCGCCAACGGUGAUCAACUAUUACUAUGCGGCUCCCCAGCCACGUCCGGUGGUUCCUAGUUACGGCACAAGUUACGGCGGAGGUGGUUACGGAUCCAAUGCCUAUGGGGUGCAGCGUCCAGUCAAUGUCUAUCAAAGUCAAGGCUAUCGAGCUGCUGUGGGUAACGACGAGGUGGAUGACAUGCUGCGCCAGCACCAGACAAUGGCCAGGACACUAAACCAGAUACAACCAAACCAUGUCGCUGGAUCGGAGUGGCAGAAGAGCAGCUCUAAUCCGCCAACGACGUUGAACCCAGCUCCACAGGAGCCAACACCACCGCAAGAGCAUCGAGUCCACAAAAGGUUAGCACUUUUCCACAGGUUUGGGCGCGGGAUUGGGGCAGAUGCUCCUCCACACUCCACAGCCAGGAGUUGCGGAUGUGGCAGAUUGGAUUGUCUGUGCGGCAGGAGUUGUCGCUGCGGUAGCGCAGGAUUGGGAUCUGGAGUGGUGUCGAGUGGUGGUUCGGGAACCUGCCAGUGCAAAGCCAAUAGGCGGAACAAACGUAGUGUGGAGUAUGGCACCUUGGAGACCAUCGAUGAGGGUUCGCUCAACGAGCUGAGAAGGGAAUAUAAGCUGGGACUUAAGGAGAUCACCCUGAGUCCGGAUGAAGAUCCCGCCGAGGCGCUGAUGCGCUACAAUGCGGCCUCCAUACGCGAAGCUCUGGAGAGAGCCAGCAUGGAACCGCUGGAGAUCGGUGGCGAUCAGUAUGAGGAGGAUGCGCAACAGGAGGAGCAGCCCCUGGUGGAGGAGCAACUGCAGCAUGAUACCAACACAGAGCAGCAGUACAAUUAUAAGGAUUUUGUGCGACUAACCAGUUCCACAGCGUCUCCAAUCACCAGUACCACCGAAGCUGUCCCAUUUGGAGGCAGUGACUCCACUUCAGAAGCACCUGUCACACCAGAAGCCACUACCACAACCACAACCACAUCCACUACCACAACUACAGAAAGCAGCAAUGCCGAGGUGCUGGACAUGCAGCAAGACUCGCAGGCCGAGGCUGAGAGCUCCCAUGUGACCAAGUCCAUAUCCAAGCAGGAGGCGGAGAUCCAUCAGCUGCACACGAUUGUGGAUGAGCUGAGGAAAGAGAUCCUUAAGCUGAAUCUGCGUUGCAGCAAAAUAAUAUCAAACAAUGUGGCCAAGGAACCAGUUCCAGAGCAGACCACACCCGUGGUGGCGGAGGCAUCCAAGCAGGAGGAGAAGCCAUCCGAGCAGGAGGAGAAGCCAAAGGCGGAGGAGGAGAAAGUUAUUGCGGAAGAGCAGACACCAAUUGAGCAGGAGGAAGAGCAGGAAGAGGAGGAGGAUAGCACCUCCACUAGUACGACCACAGAGACGUCCUCACCAAGUGGCAGUUGCUCACCAAAACCCGAACUCAAACCCAUUCUUUCCAUGGCAACGCAUUCAGUGGAUGAGCAAGUUGGCUCCGCCAAUAAACUGGACUACGAAGACGAUACCAAUUGGCAGCGCAUUCUGGCCAAUCGUGGCUAUGACACGGAUUACUUAACCAAAUCCCAUGAGCGUCAGUUUUCGCAGGGCCAAAACCUGGAGAUGCCAAAGAAUUGCAACUACGAUGGCAAUGCCAGCCAGGAGUAUGGCCCCUAUCCGGAGUUCCAAGCGGAUGAACCCAGCGCGGAUACGGAGAGCAAGGCUAAGAGGGCGUUGAGUGUGAAACAACAGGCGCAGCUGCUGAAUGCGGCACUAAAUGAUAGUGGUAGUGAUGCGAGUGAUGCCGCCACCACCACCACCACACCAUCUCCGUACGCGAUGAGGGGCAAGUUUGUAAGACGGAGGAGCACGGCCAGAAGGACACCCAGUCCAAGGAUUGGGCAGGAAAGCGCGGAGGUCUGGGUGCGAUCACCACGGCAAGUGAAAAUGCCCCAACGAUCCAAGAAGUCCAUGUCUAGGCCGAGAAAGGAGAGCAGCUCCCAGUUGGUGACCACACAGGCCACCGUGAGUAGCACCAAGCUGGACAGUUUGGUGGAUGUGCUCAAGGAUCUGGUGCGUCUGCAAAUUCAGAAGGAGAAGAAGUCCAGUCUACUGAGAGCACAGAGCAAUAAUCUAUCGAAAACGGCCAAAUCCAUUAAGUCCAGCAAAGUCAUCAAGCGCAAAAGGUUGCGCAGAAGGCAACACAAGCCCAUUGCCACGACCACCAGGAGUCCCAUUCAGGAGUUCCAUUCCCAUGCAUAAGAUAUUCCACAAAACCCAUUUAAGAUCCCAUCUCACAGUUUCGCCCAACUAAACAUAAUCCUAAACAUAAUUUAGUUAGUGUAUAAGCAUGUUCACUAAUCGUCCGCCAAACAUUCAUGUCCAUCUUUCAUUUGCAUAUCCCUCGUCCAUUU